AUGCUAAUGACACCACCCUUCAAGCAAACCUCUCUCGCAGCGUUUCAAUCAAGUUCGACCAUAUCUUCGAGCUCUACCAGCUCCGUCGACACCCUCGCUGCAUCAUUCAAGGCAUCUGCACCCCAAAGCAGUCUCCCCGUUAUCGACACCAACAUCAGCAAGUCAUCCAGAACACAAUCGUCCACUGCUAGUUCGAAGUCUUUGUCUCCAUCUCUCAAACUCGGUGCCAAGCAUACACUUGCAGCUCCGAAGAAGGUACGAUCGCCAUCGAAAAAGGACAUCUCUGCUGGUGCUCAAUGCGCGGUAAAAGCAAACAAGAUUGGUUCGCUUCUCAAUCACUCCGCAUCAGUCACACUCAAAGGCGAACGCAUCAGCGUCAAGGUACCCAAAAAGCUCCCCACACCGCGACUGAAGCCCAACUCAUCUCCGUAUGAGGGUCUCGUCGCACACCUCUCUCGCCACCACUCUUUCGCCGAGGCGCAACAAGUCGACCAGUACGCGGUGACCCCCGACUACUACCUCACGCAAUACCUCGAGACAGCACGCCUGGGCAAGUGCAGCCUGUACCAUCAAACAGAGACCUUCCUCCACGCCAACAAGCAUUUCUUGCUGUCGCAGAUCUUGCCCGGAGAGCCCCUGCCGGAGAGAAUCCCUCUCGAUGUCACCGAGUGGGUGAGCACGCUCCAACAACCUCCGACGCAUCUGUUGGCAGUGCAUUCAGACAGCGAAGCGGCCACACUCUAUGCCGUCCAUGGCCAGGUCUUGGCUCUGCAGUGUGUCUCGAUCCCCUUCCUGCCGGCCUCGGAUGAGACCCAGCAGCACGGUAAGGUGAUCCGACACACGCCCACACUCGCACUCCGUGUCCCCUCCGUUCCCCACUUCAACACGAUCAUGCGAUGGCUCUACUCACAAUCCACCACUUCGCUCCUGCAUGAAUUGCUGCCGCUAGAACACAUCGUUGCGUACCUCACGAAGCGCAGUCUCGCCCUGCGCAGCACUACUUCUUCUGCAGAUGCUUCGAAACCGGUAUCUCCACAAUCACCUGCCCAAACACCCAACCGGUCGUCGGCAGACAUCGUCGAAGCAAUGUCGACCUUGUCGACGCGCUACUUUCUCGAGUGCCUGCAAGCCAUCCAGGCUGUGUGGAAAAACGGGGUAGCGCUCGGCAUCGUCUCGUGGAACUUUUGGUCGACACUUGAUCAAGCGUGGAACCUCCUGAUGGGUGCCAUGGUUGUUUCGUCCAAGCACAAAGUCUGCACCACCGCCACGGUUGCUGCAACCGCAACUGCGAAUGAGUUGACGGCUCAAUUGCAGUCGACCAAGCUCGGUUGA
Molecule: messenger RNA, 1332 nt
Organism: Sporisorium graminicola
Lineage: Eukaryota; Fungi; Basidiomycota; Ustilaginomycetes; Ustilaginales; Ustilaginaceae
Exons: 2
Coding region: 1-1332 (443 amino acids)
Source: RefSeq, a predicted model, not a curated record